AAUGAGUUUAAUGAUUUAUUUUGGAAGGUGUUCCAUAACGAAUUAAUUUUUAAAACUAUAAUUAAGUUUUUAGAGAAUAACACCAUGGUUCAUUUUAAUUCAUUUGAAAAAUGCUAUAUUGGGAACCGAAUUAAAUGGUCUAAUAUUAAAAGUUUACAAUGGAUGGUCGAGAACAAACAAUUUGCCCUUUUAAAAGACAAGCUGCAAUCAAACCAAUACAUACACAUCAAUCAUAUUGGCAUUAAUAAAUUCUUUCAAGACUGCAAUGAUCAACAGAUUAUUCACUUGUUAUACGAAAAACAUAGGUCUCAAUUAGGAAUGGUUAAUUUAUUGGAAGUAGCUUCAAAAUACCAAAAUUUUACAGCAUUAAACUAUUUUUUAAAUAUUAUUAUACCCAAGCUUUCAGUUUUUUCCCAAACAUUAGAGUUUGUUAUAAAAUAUUCAACAGCUAAAGUUUUAGACUUUAUUUUA
Dictyostelium purpureum is the source of this 471-nucleotide messenger RNA. RefSeq lists its product as uncharacterized. Lineage: Eukaryota; Evosea; Eumycetozoa; Dictyosteliales; Dictyosteliaceae. The annotation marks the transcript as partial. The transcript has a single exon. The record is from RefSeq and is a predicted model, not a curated record.